ACGUGUGAACAACAAACGGUUGUUGGACUUUGACGAGCUAGCCUCUUGCCGCUCUGCGAAUGGUCGCGUCAGACAAAAACAGCUCCAACUUACUGUACUUUCCGCUGACUUGUUCGCCCGCUAAAUGCAUAUCUUCCUCUAAAAAUCGAAUAAGAGCUGGCAGUGAGAGCAGGUGUCUCUUCGGGACGGACGUUAGCCCAGCGGAAACAUGCCGAGGAGGACUCGGUGUGUGUCGGUGUAACGCCUGCUGCUUUUCCAGCCGCCUGCGCUGCUCGAUGGGUUGUGAUGUGAGUCGAACGUCAAGUGAGACAACCCAACGAUUACUUUUUGUACGCCCUAAAUAAUGGACUUCGGGGUGGUACGUGACGCGGCAGGUAUGCGAGCAGACGCGGCCCUGGGUGUCAAUGCGGGACAUCACGCUAGCUAACGCUAUUUACUUAAGCUCGCUUAUCAUCCCAAUGAAUUCCCUGCUAACUGUCGAGAGAAAAAGUUAUGUUAUGUUACUAGUUAUGGAGGCGCCCUGACUGAUCGAGUAGUGCUCUUUAAUACUGCUGUCAUUGUUCAAUCAUUCCCAUUUGGUGGUAGAAAGUUGCACAUGUCACGCAGGCAUUUAUGUUGGGUUAUUAAUGACCUCUGCACUAGCCCUCUAAUUCAAAAAGUAAUAAUCAAAGUGUCUAUUUAAGAAUUUUGCAGUCUGUUAAUUGGUCCAUCCAGGCUGUGUGGUAAGCGUGCAAGACAUUUGAGUUGAAACUGGACAUGAAAUCAUGAAUAUCGAAGAGCAGCGUCUCGAUCUGUGCAAUGUCAAAACCAAAACGAGUAUGGACGAUGGUCAUCAUAACACUACCUUUGGCAUCUCUGAGCUGAUUGCAGACCCUGAUGUUGAUGGGCACAGUGUGUUACCUGCAGACACUAUGCCUCACCUCACUGACAACCUUCAGUUGAUUGAAAGAGACAACCACCAGGUGAAGGACGCUCUGGAAAUUGAUGAGGUUAAUGGAAAUAAGCAUAGCAGCGGCCACGACGGGUCACCAAACCCAACUGAGUCAUUCUUUCCCGUUGAUGGAGACCACAAGGACUAUGGCGCUGUGGAUAAAACUAAUGAACCUAAGGACGCAGAACCCGUCGAGUUUAACUACCCGGCGGAAGAAGACGACUGCGGGGAGAUGGACAUGGGUGUGGACCUGAGCCUGGACGAGAGCGGGGUGCUGGAAGCCGAGCCGACAACUGUCAGUUCGCUGUCAGAUGGUGUAUCACAGCCGUCGAGUGAAGUCGUCCCAACAGGCGGCGAGGCAGAAAGCCAGUCGGACGCGCAGCAAACAGGCGAGCCGUCUGGAACGGACCACGCUGUGUUGUAUCCCACAGUGGAGGAAGGAGAUGAUAAACAUAAACUGAGCGGCAAGAGGGUAACCUUUCCUUCAGAUGACGACAUUGUUUCUGGAGCAGUGGAACCAAAGGACCCCUGGAGACAUGCUCAGAAUGUGACAGUGGACGACAUCCUGUCCUCAUAUAAACAGGCCUGUCAGAAGCUUAACUGUAAACCCAUUUCCAAAGUGCUCAAACAGAUUCAGGAUCUUCAAGACCUGACCCAGCGAAAUGAAUGCUUGGAUCUAAAAGGUGAAAAGCUGGACUACAAGACAUGCGAGUCCCUGGAAGAAAUUUUGAAGCGUGUACAGUUUAAAGUAAUAGACCUGGAGCAGACCAACUUAGAUGAAGAUGGUGCUUCGGCUCUGUUUGACAUGAUCGAAUACUAUGAGUCGGCCACACACCUCAACAUCUCUUUCAACAAGCACAUAGGCACCCGGGGAUGGCAGGCCGCCGCUCACAUGAUGAGGAAGACGAGCUCUCUGCAGUAUCUGGAUGCGAGAAACACACCACUGCUAGACCACUCGGCCCCCUUUGUUGCUCGAGCGCUCAGGAUCAGCGGCAGCCUGGCAGUCCUGCACCUGGAGAACGCCGGCCUGUCUGGCAGACCUCUUAUGUUGCUGGCAACGGCCCUUAAAAUGAACAUGAACCUACGGGAGUUAUAUCUCGCCGACAACAAGCUCAACGGCCUACAGGAUUCGGCCCAGCUUGGCAACCUGCUUAAGUUCAACUACAACAUCCAAAUUUUGGACCUGCGCAACAACCACAUUCUGGACUCAGGUUUGGCCUAUGUGUGUGAAGGACUAAAAGAGCAGAGGAAAGGUCUUGUCACGUUGGUGCUAUGGAACAACCAGCUCACACACAACGGCAUGGGCUACCUUGCUGCUGCACUGCCUUGCACCCAGAGUCUGGAGACACUGAACCUCGGUCAUAACUCAGUAGGCAACGAGGGCGUCCACAAACUGAAAGACGGCUUGAUCGCCAACCGCUCUGUGCUCAGACUGGGCCUCGCCUCCACUAAACUGUCAUGCGAAGGGGCGGUGGCGGUGGCCGAAUUUAUAGCCGAGAGCCCAAGGCUCCUGCGUCUAGACCUGCGGGAAAAUGAGAUCAAGACGGGCGGACUGAUGGCGCUGUCGCUCGCCCUGAAAGUCAACACUUCUCUGCUACGCCUCGACCUGGACCGGGAGCCCAAGAAAGAAACUGUGAAGAGCUUCAUUGAAACCCAGCGCGCUCUGCUGGCCGAAAUCCAGAAUGGCUGCAAGAGAAACUUCAUCCUAGCAAAGGAGAAGGAGGAAACGGAGCAGAUGAUGAGGCAGUCGGCAUCCAUGGCCGAAAUCGCCACCGAAGACGUUACGAGAGAAGAAGCAGGAGAGGAGAACAAAGACGGAGGACCGGGGGAUAAAGGCAGUGAUACAACAGGAAGCGAAGAGCAACCGAGCGGCGAGUCGGGGGCAAGUGUUUCCCCAAUGAACUUGGAUUCUGACUCUGACACUGACGAUGAAGAGGAAGUGAUGACGAAGACUGCGUCCAAGCCAAGCCCUCUCUUAAAUCAGGCCCCCUCACAAAAUGAAGUGGCUCCACCCACGUCGAGUCCCUCGCACACGCCGUCCUCCGUCGUUUCAGAAAUCACCAUCACAAACAACCAGGUUCCUCCAGGCACACCUCCCUCACCGGGCCGCUGCAUAUCUGUAUCAAGUCCAGGGAGGGGUCACAAGAUCUUUAUGGUGACUCGGGUGGAAAGCCCCCCUGAGCCGCAGAUAGGCGCUGGACCAGCCAAGGAGCCAUCAAAUAAGACUCACGAGGACGUCCAAAGCACUACCCUUAAGCAAACACUAGAACCCAGAUGCGACGAGGGCAUCAUCGCCAGCACUUUGGAGCCACCAUUGACAAGUCAACAAGCACCAGCCUGGCCUUUAAGUUCUGCAACUGCUCAGCCUCCAGGACCAGCACCCGAGCCCUCCUAUGAGGAGGAACUUGAAGUUCCUCCCUCUGAAACGAAACCGAACGACGCUGGUGAAGACGCCAAAGAUGAAAUCCAGAUGUUGGACCAUCUGGAAGAUGUGGACAACGUUGAACGUCAAAACGCUGACGGACAGGAUGCACAACACGCUCACUGUGACCAACUAACUUCUGUUACCGCUGAGCCACCACAAACGGAGGACACCGCUGACGAGAGCCAGCGGGAAGUCGCCGAUUCGCUUUUACCCAACGGCUUAAAGCCCGAAUUCUCCCUCCACCUCCUUGACUCCGACGGCCCCAAACCUGGCAGCUGUGUCAUGGAACACGUGAGUGUGAGCUGCACACAAGAUCUGGAGGAGCUUCUGCUGGAAGCCAGUUUGGAGACUGGCAGAGAGGCAUCAUGAAGGAAAUUUAACAGCUCCAGUGACGAUGAGGAGUACAGAAUCGACGCCGUAUGUCGCAUUUCUCCGACCUUAGUAAACCCACACGACUCUCUCGAAGGACAGAAGAGUCUAAAUUGCUCUACUGGUCCCAGCGAGUUGCAUCAAGAAUUGAAGGACAACAACAACAAAUGUUGACGUCACUACAUCAACCACUGAAGUGUGUGUGCGUGCUUGCGUAAGGGGAACAAAACGAAUAACCAUACUGUCUUCACUACACUAUUUUGCCAUUGUUUCCAUGCUGACGAGGAUGGACGGGAGAAAAAUAAACACUAACCAAAGAUGGACGUUCUGACGCUACUAUGCGUGAUGUGUGAAUAUGGUGGGCUUUAAUGUCGAGAGUUGGUUGUCUUUCUCCUUACCAGUUUGAGGGGACCUCCGCCAAAGUGACCGCUUCAUUUUCUUGCAGUCCGGUUGUCACUUUGGCCCCCUUAGGAAUCAAUACAAACCAAAACUGGCAGCCACAACCGAAUUUGCUUCCUCGCCAGGUCAUGAAAAUACAUAAAACAUCUCUUCUUCAACCUAUUCAGCACCACUCACAAAUCAUUUUUAUUUAUUUGACAAGCUUUCGGAUUUAUCCCCCCUCCCAUACAAAACUAUUUGACUUGUAUAUUUCAAUUAUAGCAAAUAUUUAGUUUUUCUAAUUUUUUUUUUUUUUUCUUGAGGGAGGGGGAUUUUGGAGUGGUUGAUUUGUUCAAUAGCAGUUGGGGUGUAUUCCUGUCCAGGCAAAUCAAAACUUCCCGGAAGUGGCAUGUCACGGGAUCUCAUGUCACUAGAGGGCGCCAGUCCAACAUGCUGCUCCUCACUUGACGCCACCCAAAGUGGGACCCUUCUACCGUUUUGCACCCCCCCCCACCCCCCCACCCACUCACACACAUACACACACUGUUUGUAAAUUCUUUCAUUUUUAGACAUUUUUAAUAAAUUGUUAACUUAAUUCAAACUGUGCUGGUAAUCACAAAAAUGUAUGGCGAAAUUUGUUCCAUUCAAAUAAACGCAUGUAAUGACUCAACAGAUUUAUAUU
Molecule: messenger RNA, 4785 nt
Organism: Corythoichthys intestinalis (scribbled pipefish)
Lineage: Eukaryota; Metazoa; Chordata; Actinopteri; Syngnathiformes; Syngnathidae
Gene: ppp1r37
Product: protein phosphatase 1, regulatory subunit 37
Exons: 13
Coding region: 765-3725 (986 amino acids)
Biological process (GO): cell migration; regulation of Arp2/3 complex-mediated actin nucleation
Cellular component (GO): lamellipodium; plasma membrane
Molecular function (GO): protein binding
Source: RefSeq, a predicted model, not a curated record